Messenger RNA from Schistocerca americana (American grasshopper), 2823 nucleotides. Its product is annotated as zinc finger protein 664-like. Gene Ontology annotation, molecular function: RNA polymerase II cis-regulatory region sequence-specific DNA binding; DNA-binding transcription factor activity. Lineage: Eukaryota; Metazoa; Arthropoda; Insecta; Orthoptera; Acrididae. Bases 382 to 1668 code for a protein of 428 amino acids. The transcript is spliced from 8 exons. The record is from RefSeq and is a predicted model, not a curated record. Gene Ontology annotation, biological process: regulation of transcription by RNA polymerase II.
UUGGCGCCUUGCUUGUAUAUGUUUAGAAACCUCACGAAAAUGUUCGUUAUAGGUGUGUGUAUGAAAUUGUUAAUUUCGUGUGCAGACAUGGAUGAGCUAUCGAUCAUUAAGGCGUACUGCAUUAAUGCCGGUUAAUGGUCGAUCAAGCAUUCAUCAUGUUACUACUGUUUCAAGUACAGCUAUGGCGCGGUAUAUUAAAUCAUGCUCAAAAAUGACGCUCGUGUUUCCAUUGACAUCGCGCGAUUUUCGAAAUUAAAAGAAUCGUAUUAGCUGAGCUAUUUCGUUACGAGUUAUACUCGGAAGUUUAAAUAUGGCGGAUAGCGGCUGAAUUGUUUGCAGUGUGCAAAUUACAAUUUCGGCAAAAUUGGUUGUGUUACUAUCAUGUACGAAUAUCCGACAGACAGUACAAUUACGAGUUCAUCGCAGGUGUUCAGUCAAGCAAAUGGAUCUCAUUGCCAAAUACCAAGUGACAUCUUCAUUAAGCAGGAGUACAUUGACUAUUCGUUCUGCGAUGAAUUCCUGCCGUAUUGUGAGCCAUCCAGUUUUGGAGAACGGCUGAGUUCUGUAAAUUCUAAGAUGGGGUCCAAUUUUAAACUGGAGAAUGGAGACAUAACGACCAUCACAAUACCAGAAGAUGAACUUAAUUCCGUGAACGCACAGCUGGAUGCCAUAUUGGAAGCGGAGAGAGUGUGUUGUCCAGCACCGCUGCUGGUGCCUAAGAAGGAGCCGGUGUCUGUAGAGUGUGGAGUGACAAACGACACGAAGCCGGAGACUGCAGCAUUGGUUCCACUUAUACCAAAGGAAGAACCACAAGAAGAUUCUGUCGGGGCAGCGUCAGACGGUUCGUGGUUUGUCCAGGACAUCAGUGAAAACCGAAGCGGAAUCCAGAACAGAGGCUCGAGUGGCAACCUAGCUGCCGGGCUGUUUCCUACCUCACUGCACCUCCCGGGACCGCAGGCCGACGGCCGACACCGCUGCGUCAGCUGCGAGGCGUCGUUCGAGACGGCGGCGGCACUCGAGGUGCACGCAAAGUCACAUGCCGGUGACCUGCGCUGCGGAGUGUGCGCGCGGCCGUUCCUCCGUGCAGACAAGUUGCGGGCACAUGCGCGUGUGCACACCGGUGAGCGGCCGUACCGCUGCGGUGUCUGCGGCAAGUGCUACAAGCAGUUUGACUACCUCAAGAUCCACGCACGCGUGCACACGGGCGAGCGGCCGUACGCGUGCGACUCCUGUCCCAAGACGUUCGCGCGCGCCGAUAAGCUCAAAGUGCACCGCCGCGUGCACACGGGUGAGUGCCCGUACCGCUGCCAGGCGUGCGGACGUGCCUUCAAACGGCUCGACAACCUCAAGUCGCACUCUCGCGUACACACAGGCGAGCGGCCCUUCGGCUGCCGCACCUGCGGUAAGGCCUUCGCGUCCUACGAGAAGCUCAAAGUCCACUCUCGUACGCACACAGGCGAGCGACCUUAUGCCUGUGAGGUAUGCCAGAAGACGUUUGUCAGCUCAGGUAACCUGCACGAACACCGGCGGGUGCACACGGGUCGGAAGCGCUACUCGUGCGGUGUCUGUGGCGACUCGUUCGGCACGGCCGGCCGGUUGAGGGUGCAUUCGCGUUCCCACGUCUACCUAGCCACAGCCGUAGUUGAAGCCGUGCAGGCCCUGGUGUGAGGGACACGGGUUCUUGACGAUGACAGUGUGUUCUGUGCACCUCACAGUCCUACCGGUGCAGCUCGCAGAGUACGAAACCUCGUGGAACACCACAUCACUUACUACGGUUAGUGACUCUGAGUCAAUUCGCACAUCGCUGAGCUUGUCGGAGUGCACAUAAAAUAACUUGGCCCGUACCUGCAUGAAUGGCACUGAGAGAUUUCAUUAGGGCAAACAACCCUUGCACUUUGGGGAUUUGCAGUUUGACCUACAAAUGCACACGUCACAUAAUUCGUAAGAUACUGUCAGUGAACAAUGGUAUUAACAGGUUGUGUCAGUGUCGUUGUGGUUUUCAGUUGGAAACUGGUUUAGUGCAGCUCUCCACAUCUAUCCUGUGUAAACCUCAUCUCUGCAUAUCUACUGCACCCUAAAUCUAGUUGAACAUGCCAACUGUAGUCCAGCAGUCACACUCCCUUCCAUUACCAAAUUGACAAUUCCUUGAUGCCUCUAGAUGAGUCUUAACAACUGAUUCCUUGUUUUAGCCAAAUACUGAGACAAAUUUUAUUCUCUGAUAUGAUUCAGUGCCUUGUUAUUAGUUAUUUGAUAUACCCAUAUAAUCAUCAACAUUGUUCUGUAGCUACUGAUCCCUUCUUGUGUGAACUGCUUAUCAUCCAUGUUUCACUUUCAUCCAAGGCCACAAUCCAGACAAAUAGCUUCAGAAAAAACUUCCUAGUACACAAACUUAUAUUCAACGUUAAUAGUAUGUCUCUUUCACAAAUACCAGUCAUAUCUACUUCCGCCAUCACCAGUUAUUAUACUUCCCAAAUAGCAAAACCCAUAUACUACUUUAGUGCAUGAUCUUUAGACCAGUAUUAUCAGUAUCGCCUAUGUUCGAUUAACCUUGUUUCACUUUUGUUGAUGUUUAUUUUAUAACCUAUUUUCAAGACAUUGGCCAUUCCGUUCAACUCUUCUUCCAAGUCCUUUGCUGUCACUGACAGAAUUACACCAACUUUACCACUUGCUCAAUAUGCAGAUUGAAUAAAUUUGGGGACGGGCUACAACCCUAUCCCAAUACCACUAUUUCCCAUUCAUUUCCUUUGGCUCUUAUAACAGCAGUCUGGUGAGACAAACAAUUUGACAAAUAUACACAUUGAGAGUUAGUAGCUUCUCACUAGA